AUGAAGCUUCUCUUCCGGAGACACUCCACCAAUGCGAUUGCCGAAAGCAAGAAUCGGGCUGCCUUGGGUGAUUGUGUACCUAUGACACAGCUGCCCGGCCAUGCUGCUGCGUCGGCCGAAACGACUGGACCAGAUCUAUCCAAUCUAGACAAAGAGAAGAGUCACUCUGGUGCCGUAUCUGAGGGAACAUGGAUUUUGAAGAAGCUCUGGAUCAAAUACGUGUCCCUGGACAUUCCCCAAAGCUCUAAUCGAAAUCACUUUUCCAAUGAACAAACCUUUCUCGCCUGGCUCUCACUUGCUGAUGCCAUUGCGAUCCUCGGGGUCGUCAUUGCGCAAGUCUCCAGGAUUCAACAUGUACUCCGUCCGCACCAAGAGAAGUCUCUUCGGUAUCUUCUGCUGGGCAAACCACAGGCAUGUCUCUGUUACGCCUCUGCUUGCUUUGUUCUUCUCGUUGGCGCAUAUCGAUUUUUCCGACAGCAGAACGCGAUGAACCAAGGCUUCGCUCUCGUCGGCGGAUUAAGCCUCCCUUGUAUCGGGGUCCUUGUCGGGAUGUGUUUGGCCGCGUUCUUUUUGCUCCUGAUCUUGGUUGGCAUCGCGGGUGUUCACUCCUGA
Messenger RNA from Capronia epimyces CBS 606.96, 612 nucleotides. RefSeq lists its product as uncharacterized. Lineage: Eukaryota; Fungi; Ascomycota; Eurotiomycetes; Chaetothyriales; Herpotrichiellaceae. The transcript has 3 exons. The record is from RefSeq and is a predicted model, not a curated record. The coding region runs from base 1 to 612 and encodes 203 amino acids.